Molecule: messenger RNA, 1738 nt
Organism: Acyrthosiphon pisum (pea aphid)
Lineage: Eukaryota; Metazoa; Arthropoda; Insecta; Hemiptera; Aphididae
Exons: 14
Coding region: 323-1531 (402 amino acids)
Source: RefSeq, a predicted model, not a curated record
UAUAGUCGUUAUUUUAACCGAUUGCCGCCAAUCCAUUGUUUUCAGUGAAUUUAUUAUAAAAUUGUCUUGUUAACACGUUUUGUAGUUAUUUUAAAAUUUUUAAAAACUCGAAAACUACAUUUAAUAAGUACUUACUUACUUAUUAAACACUACGUCUUCAAAAUAUUACUAUUAAAGUUUUAAAAAUUUGUGUUCCUCGUUACCCAUAUUGUGUGCUGGUACUUUGUUCCUGUAUUUUUUUGAUUUGGAUGUACAACUUUUGAAAGUUCAAAUCUGUCAUCAUAUUGAACAUCAAAUUUUAAGUAUCAAAACGUUACUAAAUAUGGACCAAAUAAAUAAGGAAACAAAGUACAUAAUAGGAUUUUUCGAACCAGAAAAUAAAUACUCGAUAAUUCCAAUUAAUUGGUUAAAAAAAGGUAAAAGUAAUCAAUUAAAAUGUUUAUGGCCUGAUUACCGAGUAACUUCCAUGAUAAUAAUGAAAGGUGCCAAGCCCUCUUCCAAAUGGACUACUCAUACAGUAAAGCUUAUUAGCCAGUUUGUCUCAUACCAAGAUGCUGCUGCAAAAGAAUUAGAGUUAUUCCUUACAUCAGAAGCUGAAUCGCAGAGUGAUAACGGUGAAGAUUUACCGAACAAUAAUAAUGAUAGUACUAGCAGCGACGAUGAAUGUAUUCAAAUAUUAAAGAAAAAAAAACCAAAUGAAAACCACCAACUAAUUCCGACUUACAAUACUGAAUGUGUAGUUGAAUGCUCGGUAUCAUCUCCAUCGAAAACAAUGUAUGACAUGGACGCCAAUUCUGUAAUUGACAAUAAUAAUAUGUAUCAUAUUCCUUUUACAAAGAGUUUUACGUCAAACUUUGAUUUAUCAAACAUUCCUGCAGCAGUUUCAAAUUCUACUUCUAUGUUGAAUACUAGAACUGAAUUGAAUACAAUUGAUACAACAGGUACAAAGAGUUUUGCGUCACACUUUGAUUUAUUAAACAUUCCUGCAGAAUUGGAUAAUCAUGGAUUAGACUCUGGUAAAAUGGAUCAAUUACUUAAUGUAACAAACAUGUUUUUUACUAGAAUUGACAAAAAAUUAGAUAUUGUGAUAGAUUACAUUAAAAGAAAUCCUAAUUCAAAUAUCCAAGCCUCUUCUUUAGAUUCUACAUUUUUAAAAUAUUUUCCUAUGAACGAUUUAGAAUCCCUUAUCAAUAUGGAUGCAUUAUUAAAAAAUGAUGAGAACAUUUCAAAAUUGAAUAACUUCAUUAAUUCUAUUGGUGGCUCAGACACCAAACAAUACAUAAAGAGAGUGCUUCCAAAAUUGUUCUCAAAUAAACUGGCUACAUUAUGCUCUUGGACGGGGCAAAAGAAUAAUUUUAGGCUAGUCGAUCAUCAAAUAAUGAAAGCUAUGAAAAAAACUUCGUAUGAAUUAUAUAAAAACGAUGAACAUACAUUCGAGCAAGCUGUUAAAGAUUGGUUUAGGCAUGGGGCUCAACGCCUGAAGAAUGAAAAAAUGGCUUCAGAUUCCUCGCAAAAAGCGCAAAACAAUUGAGAAUAUGUCUCUUCGACAUUUUAAAAGACUCAACUAUGCUACUGCUACAAAUAGUACAAAAACAUCAGAUAAAGAAGUGGAAUGUUGAAAGACUAUCGUUCUAUUCUCAUUAGGUAUUACUAUUAUAAGAGUUAUAAGACAAAGUAUAUAUUGUUAUAAUUUUUUUUUAUUAGAUAUUAUACAUAUGCAUAUAUUUUGUAAAGUAAA